Molecule: messenger RNA, 12697 nt
Organism: Habropoda laboriosa
Lineage: Eukaryota; Metazoa; Arthropoda; Insecta; Hymenoptera; Apidae
Exons: 7
Coding region: 89-12661 (4190 amino acids)
Cellular component (GO): membrane; cytosol
Molecular function (GO): SH3 domain binding; RNA binding
Source: RefSeq, a predicted model, not a curated record
UUAGUGUAUUUUAGGAGUUACAUGACUGUUGAAAGAACUGUAAGCUCAAAUGCACUGUGAUAAUUAAAGUGUCAUAAUUAACAGUGUGAUGAGCAGCAGUGGAUACCGUGGAAGAAACUUUGGACCACGGGGAGCUCGUUCAAAUGGUCCAACCAAUGGCUUUAAUGGCCCCAGAUUUCUACACCCUAGCUUUAAUCAUCCACGACCACCACAUAGGUUACCUGGACCUGAAAAAUGGAUAGAACGUCCAAAUUUUGUACCAUGGCAACAAAGUAAAAAUUUUCUUCCUCAUCCACAAUAUAGAGGUAAUUUACAAUUUCGACCAAACAAUAGAGGUAGAGCAGCAGGUGGUCAUGGAAUAGUGAGAUUCUCUGGUCCUGGUAGACCACCAGCUCCUCAAUCUUGUAUGGGCUUUAUAAGAAAUCCUAUAUCUAGAGCACCAUUACUUCAAGAAGAACAAGUUGAAAUUAAAUCUACAUUAGUACCACAAACUCCUUUGCCUGGUUCUGAAGAAGAACGUCAGCAAAAGAUUUCUGAAACAGCUGACAAGUUAAAGCAGAAAUUAUCAUCUAUAACAGAAGAAGAAAUUACAAACUUUUGGGAAGAUGAUUUGUCUGUUUUGCCAAAUAAUGGUUCUGAAGAGGAAAAUACUUUAAAUAAAGGUAUCCCUGAGCUUAGACAUGAGCCACCUGAAUUGGAUUUGACAUUUUCUGACUUUAGGGAUAUAGGCAGGGUUGAUUGCAAUAAUUCAAAAUUUGAAACUGUAGAUAAUAAAUCUAAUGAUGAGAGUCAAAGUAGUUUUGAGCAGAAGCCUACAGAUAGUAGUACAAGUACAAAUGAUGAAAUUACUAUUAUAUAUGAAAAUAAAGGUGAAACAUUGAUCAGUUUGAAUUCAACACUUGAUAAAGAUGAUUUAAAUCAAUCUAUUAUAUUAUUGGAAGAUGAUAAAUGUCAUGAACAGAUACACAAUGAAUUACUAAAUUUUGAAUGCAAUGUAGAAACUAUACAGUUACAUGAUGAUAAUAUUGCAGAAGGUAUAAUACCAUCAAAUUUAAAUGAUGCUGGUGAAAAGUCAUUAACUUCAAAUUUAGAUGAAAAUAUCGCAAAUUUGACAUCAAUAGAAUCAGUGAAUGAUUUAACAAUAGAAAAAUCUUUGGUUGUAAAUGAUAUAGAAACAUCUUCUAUAUCAGUAUCAACCACAGACAGUCAAAAUGCAUUACAAGUAGACUUUUCACAAGAUCAAAACAUUGUGCAAACAGAUAUACAAAAUACAAUUAGAGAUGUUAUACAAGAUACCAAUGUGGAUGCACAUCACAAUGAUUAUGCAGAGACAAACUUACUCGAGGAUAAUCAGAUUCAAAAUAAUUUACAAACAAAUGACUCUCAAGAAAUGGUUUGUCCAAAUUUGUCAAUUAUAUCUGAUUCUUCUCAACAAAAAUCAUUUAAUAUUCCACCUUCUAAUGAAGAAAUUCAUUCAAAUACUAUCUGUGAUUCGACAUCUACAGCAUAUUCAAAUUAUAGUGAAGAACAUAAAUUAAGUGAUGAUAAGAAGAUAAAUAAUUCACCUGUUUUUCAAUCAAGAGUUUUUAACAUACCUCCUAGGUUCACUCCAAGAAUUCUUGGGUCUAGAUGUCGUUGGACAUUUCAACAAAAUGGAAAGAAUUUAUUUUUUAGAGGAUCACAAAGAUUAGCUUUUCAUGGUAACCGAAUGGCUUCAUCAAGGCAUAUUGCACCAGUUCCAGUUGGAUUUGAUCCAAGAGCACCACCACCAUUUACACAUAAUGUACCUGUUUCAAGUCAUGACUCUCAGCACAAUACAUUAGUGCCAUUUUCUUCUAUUGAUUUGCUUCCUGCAUUUGAUCCAAGUGAACCUCCACCAAAUAUAAGAUCUAAAUCAGUGACUGAACCAUGUAAUAGGCAAGAAAAUAUACAGACUACACCUUCUGUGGAUUCAAGAAGUCAAGCAGUAAAUAAUUCACAAAGUAAUAUACAAAUUAUGCAACCACCACCUGCCUUUGAUCCUAGGGGACCACCACCUAGAAUUCCAAAUGUGACAACUAGUGAAAAAUUACCUGAAUUUAAUCCUCAACAACCACCACCAAAAAUUCAUAAACGGAAUGAAACUCUUCAACCCCCACCAAUCUUUGAUCCACGACUAUCUUCUCAAGAACGUUCUAAUUUAAUUGCUCCAUUAAACUCUUCUAGGUCAAACAUGAUGUCAAUGAAUUUAAUGGAAACAUCACAAGUGUCGGACUUCAAUAUUGGUCCAGUUGCACCAAAUUUUUCACAACUACCACCUAUGAACAUACCAUCACAUCAACCUUUCAUUUCUAAUGUACACAUGAAUUUUCAGCCUGUUUUACCACAAACAAAUAGUGGACAACAAAUAAUGAGUGAAUUUGCUUUGCCUCCACCACCUAUAAAUGUUACUGAAGUUCCUCCACCACCUCCAACAGAACUUUCAGUGGAAAGUAAUUCUAAUCUUAAUCAAAGUAUAAAUAUGGAUGAUGGGUUAGAGGAUAUGCAGGAAGCAAUGGAGUUUGCAAAGCAGAUAAUGAAUAUGAGUGAAGAAAUAAAGAAUGAAAAUGUAUCAUCCAUGUUAUCUGAAUUACCAUUGGCACCAUCAGAAAUUCCUGUACCAAAUGAAACUGUACCUUAUUCUUCAUUAAUAGAAGAGGUACCUAUAAAUACUACAAGGAAACAAAGAAGAAAAGAAAGUAAAAAUAAAAAAAGUAAACAAAAUAUAGUUUGUGGACCAGAAUUCAUUCUUGAAAGACAAGAGGAGAUUGUGACAAUAGAUGAGGAACAAAAUGUACAAAAUCAAAGUAAAAAUACUGAAGAUACAUUAUUGUCAAAUGAUCAAAUAAGACCCAAAGUGGUGUUCAAUUUAAAUUCAAAAACGAAGAAAAUACAGAAACCAGAAGAAUGGCACAGAAUUCCUAUAAAUAUUUCUGAAAAUAGGGAAACUUCUCAACAAGGUGCAGUUCAGAAUUCUAAUAAAGAAAAGGCACAGACUAAAAGACAUUCUUCUGAAAGUAGAAGAAGUAAUACAAAUCAAAACAAAAGUCAACAAAAGGAGAGCAGUGUUAAAAUGAACUCAGUACACUGUGCAUCAGUCAUAAAUAUUUCAAUGCAUGAAAAAUCAAAUGAUACAUCUUAUCAUAAAGAUCAUAGUAGAGAUUUGGAAAAACUACAUCCACAUUCUUCAAACACACCAGACUCUAAUAAUACAAACACACAAAAAAAUCAAAAGACGAAAAAAGAGUCUAGGAAGUUAGAAGCUCCUACUUCAGAAUCUUCUUGGAAAAAUAGAGUGAUCAACCGUUUUCUUAAAAUGAGUAAAAAUGAUAUUUGCAAUAUGGUUAACAAUUCCAGUCUUCGUAAAUUUGAUAUUGCAAUGAAACAUUUGGUAAAAGAAAGGAAGACUUCCCUUUCUUUAGAAAUGAGGAAUACAGAGGAUGAAAAAAUGAAGGAGUAUGAUAGAGAGGAAUUCAUGAAUCAGUUAAAUGCAAUGUUAGAUCCAAGUGCUGUUGUGGGUAUUACAGAUCUACCUACAGAAUUCAUUCAUCAUCUGAGUGAAGUUUUACAACUUGAUCCUAUGCCAUUUGAUGCUGAAUUGUCAGAGAAUCAAACUGCAGGUGUUGAUGAAAUUACUACAAAAAUUAUUUUUAAUCAGGAUGAAAAUUCAAGAAUACAUAUUUGUGACUUUUCAAAUGAGGAGAAUGCAAAAGUUCAAUCUUUUACUGAGUAUUCAGAACCACAGAAUAUCUGUGAAGAACUGGUAGAAAAUAAACUUUUAUACAAGGAAGAUCUUAUUCAUUAUCCUCUGAACUCAGAAUUGAAUUUAAACAUUUCACGGGAAGACACUAAUUCGUCGCAGAGAUCACUGUCGAAUAAAAUAAAUCCUGAAGUCGAGAACACGCAUAAAAAGCAACAACAGCCAUUAUUCAAUGAAGCUGAUCUGGACGAUAUACUGUCAGAAGUUACAGAAAGGACAAAGAAUUUACCAAAUACGAUUUCGUCGCUGGGACUGGACAAAUCCAUUGAAACACGCACAGGUUCCUCAUUGCCGCAAACAGUAACGGAAGCUUUUGAGUAUAACACUUUCUCGCAAAUUCCUAAUAAAACGGCAGCUGAUCUCGAUGACAUUUUUUCAGCUGGGAUCGCUCGGGUCAAACUGCUUGGUAAAAGUAAUGUGGAUUCGGAUAAUUUAAGAGCACGCAAAUCCAGCUCAGAGGAUCGAAAUACUUUCAGACCUGAGAGAUACGAAAGAUGGAACAGAAAAGAACGAGAAGAUCCGGAUGCGUUUAGAAAUCUGACAAAGGAAGAAUGGGAGGCGAAGUAUGGGUUAACGACAAAUGUUACGACAACUCCAAUCAUCACACGCAAAAGUGCAUCCAACAGUGUUGAAAAUUUGACUAAGGACAACAGAAGUCUUCAUGCUCAAAGAUAUUGCUCGUCGGAUUCACCAAUGAGGCACUUAAGCAUAAGUCCUUUAACUCGUGAAUCUUCUAUGCAUAAUGUGGAUAGAUGUACCACCAGUCGUUCCAACGAGAUAGAAGAAUUACAAAGGGUAGAACGAUCAGAAAGCAGUACUGAUUCCAGUACUAGUAGCUCAAGCGAUAGUGACGAAGAGACUGUCGCUCCCAAUGUAACGAAAUUGUUGAAAGUGAUCAAGGAAAAGGAGAAGAUUGCGAAGAAAAAAUCAUUGAAUGAAACGAUUAGGGACGAGGUAGCUGCUGAGAUAGAGAAAAAAUGGAAAGAGAAGAGCAAGCAUAAAGAGCGUAAGUUUCGCAAACGUGAAAAGAGGAAAAAAGAUAAGAGAGAGAAACGGAAGAAGGAAAAGAAAAAAAAGAAAAAGAGAAAUUCCCAUUCUGAUUCGUCAAAGUGUAGCGAACAAAUUGAAGGGGGAUUCCGAUUACUGACAGAGGAUGAGAUAAAGAAAGAGGUAGUCGUCAAGGAGGAGCCAGUAAAUUCAUUUGAGGAGAGUGUUUCAUUUAACAGUGGAGCCAGUAACACUUAUGUUGUUCCUACUUCGGUUAAUAGUAAAGCAGCUGAUUUACGAAUCGAAUCUCAAAGUUCAAACAUAGAAAUAGAUCAAGUUCCUGCAGUUACCUGUGAUACAGUUUUGUCACAAAUCAAGAGCAAGCCACCUGUUAUUGUUACAAUGAUGCAACCAAAGACAAAGGCACAACUCAAACAAAUGCCAGAGUCCACUAAUAUAGAGCAGAGGCAAUUAAUGGAAAAGUCAACUGAAAUUGCAAAGGAUAAUGGUAUAAUGAGUAUCAAUAAUGAUAGAAUGAAAGACUUUUUGGACACGAAUAAAGAUGACAAGACAGCAAACAGUAGUAAUGAACAAAUAGAUACCGUUUCGUCCAUGAACAUUUCUUUAUAUCAAACUAAUGUAUCAUUGAAUAUCAAAGAACCAUUUUCGUCCAUUCAGUCACUUAUUGAAACUGUUUCUGAUAAUACGACUGCGCACGCGACAUCAUUUAUAAAUCUUAGUGCUGAAAUAAAUGCGAGUAAUCAGAGUACUGAUCAGAAAAUGUUGCAAAUAGCAACAAAAGCUUCUUCUGUGGAGAACAAAAGUGGUAACUAUAAAAAAAUAGACAUAAAGGCGUAUAAGGAGCGUGCGUUGCAAAGACGUUUAAAGGAACAGUCUAUGCUGAAAGAAACCCCGGAAGAUUUAGCUUCGUUGACUCGAGAUUUGCAUCUUGUUCUGCCUGUAAGUGAAACUACUGUUGAACCAUUAAGUGCAUUGAACGAGAUAAAAAUAACUGAAAUAGAUACUAAUAAAAUACAAUUAAAAGAUCCGCGGCUAGCCAGGAGAUCAUCAAGCGCUCACACUUUGGCGGAUUCUAAUAAAGAAGUUAAAGAGAGGUCUAAUUCAGAAGGGGAUUAUCAAUCAGUGGAUAUUGUUCAAAAAAAUAAAAAAUCUUCAGUUGUUGUACAGUUGAAAAAUGUAAAUGAAAAGAGUGUCACUCAGCUGGUAGAUUCUGACCUAAAUACUCUGAAAGAUCUUAGUAAAUGUAAAGAACGCAAAAGCGAUAGUAAAUCUUUAUCGCAAGAGGUAGUGGUUGAAUCGUCUAAGUUUAAAAAUAUUCGAUCGGAGGGAAGUAAAGAAUUGAAAUUGAAGAAAGAGAAGGCCAAGAAGCUCAUGGAGAAAAAGAGGAAGAAAUCGUAUGAUCCUCUGGUAGCAGAGAAACAUGUGGAGAAAUACUCGCAUAAAAAGGUAUCAUCUGAAGGCAAUCAAGAAUCCUUGGUUGUUAUGACUGAAAUUGAGAAAACAAAUAGUCGUGACAUUCACAAAGAUUUAUCGAAAAUUAUGACUUCUGAAAUGUGUUCCAAAUCAGAAUUUAUUAUAGAUGACAGAAGUGUACAGGAGCAAGCUAAUGUUCAUUCUAUUUUAGAACUAGACAAGCAAAAUUCUAACGAAACAAUUUUAGAUAAUCAGCAGGUUGCAGAUGAGGAAAAAACACAGAAUAAGGAUGAUCUAAAUUUCGUAAAUUCGGAAAAUGGAAAAGAUAGUAUUAAAGAGAUUGAAAAAGAUAUAAUUAAAAUUGUUGAAAUGGAAACAUCGUCCAAACCAAUUUCUAUUAAAAACUUGAACAAAAAGAAAGAUGUAUGUAAAGACAUGUCGGUGGGUUUAAUCUCUCUUGACAGUGCUCAAACAAUUUUCACUGAAAAAUGUAUAGAAAGUACUGUAUCUCUUAUUACGGAUUGUGUUAGCGACGAAUCGCGUUCGUUAAGUGAACACACCGAUGUUGACGUUAGGAAAAGUGUUCAUUUAGUCAACAUUGAAAGUUUGAAAAAUGUUAUAAUUCAUGAUAAUUCUACUUUGGAUACGGAAAUGGAUUCAGAUAUUGACAGUAAAUGUAAUAAUAUAAAUGUAGAAACAAAUGAUAUGCAAGAGCAGGAUAAAAAUAAGAUUACAUCUGAAUCACAUGAGGAUUUAAAAGAUUCAGGUAGUAAAAUCAUAGAGAGUGAAACACAAUCUCCAGAGAGUCCCAACAGCCCCUUCAAAGGUUUUCUCGCUGAUUCCAUUGAAAAUGACACGUGUCAGGUGUCUGAAAUGUAUAAGGUAAAAGCAAGCAGUAUAAGUGGCAAAGAAAAUGUAAAGAAGAAUUCCAAACAAUGGUUGGACACCUGUCUUAAUAAUAAACUCACUUUGGAAUCACAGCAAGAUAACAAAGAUAUUGAUGAAAGUUCAAACAGGAAAAAUGAGGAUAAUGAAACAAAGUCAAUUUGUAGAUUAAUGGAGGAACAACAGGGAAUUAGUAUAUCUAAUGUUGCUAAUGAAACAACAGGUAACACUUUACACGUUCUAGAUAAUAUUGAAGUUGCAACAACAACCUUAACAACUGAAAAUAGGGAUAUCACAGGGAAAAAUGAUCAAGCUUACAAUGCUUUUUCAGAGCAAAGGAAUACUUCACCCAUGAUCGACAUAAACAGUCAUAAUUCGACAGUUUUCGAUGACGGUGAACCGUUCAUUGUUCUGGACGAAUAUAUAGAUGAUGCAGAUGGAAAAUCGAUUGAGAAAUUGAGUGCUCUUGAUUUAGAUUUUGAAGAUUGCAUAGCUAGGGAUGCGGAUAUUUUUACAAACAAAUCUUUAGCCGAAGAAGAAAGGUCAACGAAUGAUAUCAAAUCGCCGAAUUUUAAUUCGAUAGAUUUUAAAGAAUUAUCUGAAGUCUUCGAUAAAGAGAAUAUUGAUAAAGAACAAAAUCAGAGUACUAUAACAGCUAUAAAUGAAAGCGAGGAAAUUGUGUUACCUGAAGAAAAUACUGUCCCUCCAACAAAAUUAUUUGUAUCUGAAGAAGGAUCUAUAAAUGCCACGGAUGUAGUUUUCUCAACCUUUGAAUCGAAUAGCGAAUCAAAUUCAAAAAUAACGAAGAUUGUUAAAUUGAUUGAUUCGACUGUUUCAGAAAUUCCAAUAGAAUCUUCGGAAAAUAUUAUUAGUACAAUGUCUAAAGAUAUUUCUCAGAGAUCUCUAACGCCCGAAUUAUCCUACACAGACACAGGAAGGACUAAGGAAGGGAAUCUUCACUGUGCAUAUAUAUCAAAAAAUAAUUUACAAGACAACUCUGAAUCUUCUAGUACAGCAAAAAUGGAAGUUACAUUACUUGAAACUGAUACCUCGCUAAAGUCAAGUGCUCCAAUAGAAACUGCCAUGAAAUCGUCGUUAGAGAAUUUUUCGGUUACCGAAUCGAUGCAAAGUGAAGAGUUCUUAGAAUUGAACAAACAGACAUAUGAUUGUGAACAAAAAAAUUUACAAAAAUCAAACGAUAAUCUGGUGAAUAAAUUGAAUUUAAUUCCUUCUGAGGCAAGAAUGUCCAGUGAUAAAGAUGCGUCUUUUGAUUCCACCGCAGGACAAAAAACAUUAAAAUAUUCGAAUAAGACAACUUCAAACAACCCAAACCAAAGGGAGGCAGAUGAAAUGUUGCAUAAAAUAAAAAAUAAAUCUAGAAUGAAACAUAAAAAACAGAAACGCACUAUUUCAGAGAAGACAGUGAAAGAGGUAAUGAAAUCAGACACUGUAAAAGUGAAAUAUCCAAGUACAAAAGAGGCUAUAAUGGCCAGGAUGAUCGAAAUUGAUGUCGAGAUUCAUAAGUUAAUGACAGAGAAGAUGACCCUGUAUCAAAUGCUGACAAGUGAUGCUUUACCAAGCGACAAUAAUUUACAACAAAAUAAUGUAACGCAUGAAGAGAAAGAAAUUGAAACACCGGUGAUUAGACCUCGAACUCCAUCCGCGUUAAUGUCACAAUUAAUUCAGAAUAUUGAAACUAGUCCUGUAACGAAUCAAUGUGCCAAAAUAACCACAGAGAAUGUGUCUACAAAAGACAGUACAAUUAAUUCUGAACAGCCAAAUAAAUCUAAGACGUUACCUAGAAACGAGCAUCAAACAGAGAAAAAAGGGAGUUGUACUUCCACUUGCGGUUCUGACGAUGAAGAAACUAUGCAUCACACUAAGUCGUCUAUCUCUAGAAAGAGAAAGAGGCAAAGGUCUGAAAGAACGCCUAAAAAUUUGGAAAAUAAAUCAGACUGUAGUGUGUCUAGUAAGGAUACACAAAUUAUAGAAAAGAAACAAGUUAAUGAUGCGACGAAAGUAACAUCUCGAAAAAUUAAUACGAGACAAACAAUAAUAGAACAAGAUUCUAGUCAGGUUUCAAUUAAUGAAAAUAAAUCCCAAAAAGAUAAAAUAUCUACCCAACAAAUUGAUAAAGAAGAUUUGUAUAACAAUGAUAAAAUAGAAAUGCUUAAAAAUGAAGAAGUUGAAAAAAGUAUUGAAUGUGCAAAGUCUCAAACAUCGGCUGAAGAAAUUAUUGAAGCAAAUGUAACAGAGGUCAAUGAAGAAAGUUGUUUAACAAAAGAUAAUGAAGUAAAGACUGAAACUUCAAAAGAAGGUGCAAUUUCAGCCGUAAAAUCACAGGAAAACAAAACACCGGAAAGAUCAUCGAUAUACUCGGAUGACAGUACUUGGGAUUCUCUUCUUCAGAACUCAAGUAUGGAUGAUCAAAAGAAACCGAACACGGGUCUUGCUCUUUUAGAAGAAACGUACAAGAAAGAGAUGGCGAAAACGCGGAAAAUAAAAGCUGAGGCACGAAAGAAGAAAAAGAAAAGGUUGCAUAAUCUGUUACAAGCUGUUAAUACUUUAACUCCUGAGGAGGAGGAGUUACCACUUUCUGCACUGUAUAUUAAAAAAUUGCAUCAAAAAAGGAAGUUACUGAAUUCUUUAGAGUAUCAAGCAAAGCAACAAGUAAGUGAUGAUCCAGAACUUUGGAAGAAUGUGGUUGAAGUAAUAAAUGCAGUAGCAGAAAACAGAACAGAAGAACUUUAUGUGGAACAAUUACAAGAACAAUUAACUGGUGAUACAGAAGGUACUACAUCCGACAUACUAGAAGAAAACUCUGAUUCCAAAGAAAAUAAAGAAAAACAAAUAGUAGAUUCCCUUAUAUUAAAAAAUACUGAAGAAGUUUGCAUUGACCUAUCUGUAGAUGUUAAAACUUCAUGUGAAAAUAAAGAUACAACAAAUAAUGAACUUAAGAAAGACAAUGUACAAUUGUCACCUAGUAAAUCCCAGGAAUGUUUAAGCAAUGAACACUUUCAAAAAGAUUUGGAGAUUAGUGCAUCAUCAAAACUUGUAGAAGAUAUAUCAGGAACAUCUGUGUGUGAAAUAUCUACAAAUAUUGAGGAAAAUCUAACAGAAUUUUCUGCACAAGAAGCUCUGGAAAAUGACAAUGUAGAAAUUAAUCAAUUGACUUCAAUAGAUGAUGUAGAUUCAUGUUGUAUGGAAUUAGAUUCAAGUAAUAUUUGCAGUGAUCAGAAUACUUUAAAUACUUUGGAAAAUUCACCUACAAAGAAUCUUGAAGAAGACAAAGUGGAAGUGGAAAAUGAGGAACUUAAUUUACAGGAGAAAAUUUGUAAUGUUGAAGAGGAUAUUGCAGCACAGGCACCUGCCAACAGUCAAUCAGUGGUAACACUUGAAAAUGUUGAAAAAAGUCAGGAUGAUGCAACCGAAUAUAACAAUGAUAAAAAUACAUCAAUUACAAGUGAGAUUAGUUCAAAUGGAGAUUCUGAUUUUGAAAUGGAAGGUAUGAAUGAAGAGAAAUUGAAAGAUUCCACAGUUUCAUGCGAGAGAGACAAUAACGAGGACGACACUACGGAAAAAUCAAGUUGUACACCUCAAGAUGAGCAAUUUAUAAGCCUUAAAGAGCAUAAAGAAUCACAGAAAAGAAAAGAAACUGAACGAUUGAACAAAGAUCCCAGCGAAGAAAAUAACAAUCAGAAUAGUGCAUCCGUUUCUUCUACUAGUGAGAGCACAGACACAUUAAAAAGUGAAGAAACAUCUAGUAAAAAAUCAUCCAAACGUAAGAGUUCAAGCAGCAGAACUCCUCUUCGGCGAAGCUCUAGGUAUACCGAAGAAUAUACGAAACGUAUAAAACUAGAAGUUGAUGUAAGCGUUCAGAAUAUCGAACAAGAAUCACAAGAAAAGAAUUUAAAAAUGCAGUUCCCGAGUAUAUCAACGAUAUCGUUAUCGUCAUGCGAAGACGAAGUUGAAACUAUAUGGAUAAACCCAAGAAAAAGUCGUGGUACUCAAAAAGUUACGAGUAGCAAAAAGCGAUGUACACCUAUGUCUUUAGAAAUUGAAAUUCUACAUGAAUCAAACUUAAACAAUGAGCCAAUAAAGGGGAUUAAAAGAUACAAACAACAUACGAUAUCAGAAAUGAUGAAUUGCGUAGUAAAGUUAGCAGAUUGUAAAGAUGCAAUCUUGAACCCAAAUAAAAGUCCUAAUACAAUACAAAAGUACGGAAUCUCUGAAAUUACUAAAUGCGUAUGUCCCAACUCUACUCAAUUAGAUCCUUUUAUAACAUCUAUGCAAUCGACAUCAACCAAAGAUUUGUCAAGUGUAUGCCUAAAAGAAACAACUUCUGUGACUGAAUUUUCACCAAGUCAGACUUCAAAGUUAAUUAAAAAAUUUGAGGAUGCAAUGCGACCUGUUAAUGAUCAAAUAACAUUCACCAAAGUUAAAAAGACACUGAAACCUGGAAGAAUAGAUUCGCCUGCAAUUGACAAAGAAGAACAUGCAGAUCCUGAUAUUGAAGUCAUGCCAGUUUUGAUAAAAGAGCCAGUUACUGUGGACACUUCACAGAAUUAUGAGAAGCCAGACAUUGAGAUUAUAGAAGAAAAAAUGAUAGUUACCAAGAGUCAACAACAUAGUAACUCUGGAUCGACACUAACUGUGAUAGAUACAAAGGAUGAUAAGGAAGUACCGAGGACACAGUAUACGGUCCAUAAAGGUCCUAUUUUAGAUAUUAAGAUUUUUGAGAAUUCAUUCCUAGCUGCAAGUGAAGAUGGCAGAGUAUAUAGAUAUAAUCAAGCUUCUAAUGGAAUAUUAAACAUCUACAAGGGCCAUAAAGCAGCAGUAACUUGUUUAUACGUGUACAAUGCAAACAGCACAGAUAUUAAUAAAGAAUGGAUGUUCUCUGGUUCAUUGGAUGGAACUUUACGAUGUUACAACAUAAUGACUGGAGUACAAGCAAGAGAAACUGCAGAUAUAGGUAGUCCAAUACAAUGUAUGGAUGAAGCAUGGGGAAUAAUCUUCAUUGGUACUAAAUCAGGCCAUGUAUCACGCUAUCAUAUGAAGUCAGGUAUUAUUAAAGGAAACAGCAUACAGUUCUCGGAUAAAUCUGUAUUAGCUUUAAAAGCAACUAACGAGGGUCCACGAAGAGUUCUCAUUGUAGCAUCACGUAGUCAACCGAUAACAAUACGGGAUGCUCAGAGCGGCCUAUUUCUUCGCACAAUUUGUGGUCAAAAAAAUCAUACAGUGUAUAGUCUGAUGCGGGAUCAUAAUUUGAUUUAUUGUGGCACAAGUAGCACGUCUAUACCUGUCUUUGAUUUCACGAAUGGUGAACAAACAAUGCAGUAUGAUGCUGGUGUAGGAAUUGUAUGUAUGCGUCUGUACAGACAGUUAUUGUUUGCUGGUUGUUAUGAUGGAAAUAUUUAUGUAUUUGAUACGAAGGAUCAUCGACUUGUAUGUAGUAUACCUGGACCUGGAAAUAUGUUAUUAAGUAUGGAAGUCAUAGACAAUAAGAUCAUAGCUGGUAGCAAAGAUAAACGUUUGCAGUCAUGGCAAAUGCCUCGGCAAGUGCGAACUUUGCUAUAGAAGGUGAACCAAGCUUGAACUGAUAGAUCCUAGUCU